UCUCCCUCGUCUUUGGACUUCGGCGAAUGAUUAUCAUCCCUGUCUGUCAUUUUCCAGAUUCUCGCACCAAUUUUCUUCGUAUUCCUCAAAUGCAUAGCCUUUUUUCAAAGCCGUCCUGUAAGAAAAACUGAUUGUGUUGAGGUGAGCGGGACGAUGCGGGGUUCCAUUGCGAAUUUGAAGAAGAAUCUGAAUAGAAUCGCUCUUGAUAUUCACGACGACGAUGACGAUGAUGCCGCCGCACUUUCACUGUAUAGAAAUUCAGGUGACAGAGCCCAAAAUUCAUCAGUAACGCCCGCCGAUCGUAGGAUUUCUCGAAAUCUCUCUCCUUCCAAGUCGACCACGCAUCGGCAUUCGCCCAUCGCCAAUGGCUUCGAUUCUUCAUACGAGAACGAGAUUUUAAAAAACAAAGCAGACAUCAAAAGACUCCAACAUUCUGAGGCUGAAGUUAAGGAAUUGUCAGUUGACUAUGAUGCAUUGUUAAAGGAGAAAGAGGAGAAUAGUUGUCAAUCUUCUGGUCAACAACAUAAACCUAUAGUGAAAAGUUACUCCAUAGGAAGCCCUACGAACAUUCUGGAUUCUCCCGGUCAUGAUGUGAUCAACAAUGAAACUCUUUGGUGCAGUGAGAAUGAGCUAGUGGACUUUAUGGAAGGGAAAAAUAGAUUGCUCGUUUCUACACAAGCAGUUUAUGAGUUGCGAUUACAAAAAUUAACGAUGGAGCUUGAUAAAAAAUGCAGAAAGCUGGCAAUUCUUGAAAACAAAUUACAAGAGGAGCAAAAGCUGAAUGCUUCUUUUGAACAGGAGCUGAACUCUUUAAAAGUUGGCAAUGAUAAUAUGACUUUAGAGUUGAAAAGAAUUCAUGAUGAGCCGAAUCAGAAAACAUCAGAAAUCCAGCAGUUGCAAAUGGAGCUUCACACAAGAGAUAAUGAAGAAACAAAUGAACUGACGGCAACAAAUUUGAGAAGAGUAAUAGUGAGACUGCAGAAUGAAAACAGCAAUCUUAAGACUGAGAAAGAAAAAUUGGAGGCUGCCUUGAUAGCAUCCCAACUUUCACCUGGCCAGACAAGUCUACCUGAUGGUAAUGAGACAAAGUCACCACCAGUAUUUCCCAAGCAAGAAGAAAUGGAGAAAUCAUUGCAAAAACUUGAAAAUGAUUUGAAUGAAAUGUGCAAAGAGAGGGACAAAGCACUGCAAGAACUUAAUCGUCUUAAGCAGCACCUGCUAGAGAAGGAAUCUGAAGAAUCAGAGAAAAUGGAUGAGGAUGGCAAGCUUAUUGAACAACUACAACAAAAUAAUGAAUACCUAAGAGCUCAAGUAUUGCACUUAGAGACAGCUGUUAAGCAGUCAGCUACAAGUCAAGAAGAAGUUAAGAGUUCUAUUGAUAAUGAAUUGAAGAAGUCAAAGGAAACAAUUGAUGAGCUGAAUGGAAAACUGGCAAGUCGUUUGAGUGUUAUAGAAGCUAAGAACAUUGAAAUCCUUAACCUGCAAACUGCAUUAGGACAGUACUAUGCAGAACUUGAAGCUAAGGAACGUCUUGGAGAAAAACUGACUACAGCGAAGGAAGAAUUGACUAGAAUUUCCGGGCUUUUGAAGGAUUCUCAUCAACAGUCAGAAACAUUGAAAAGGGAGAAGGUUGAAGUAUUGGCUAAGCUUUCAGAUGCGGAGAGGAGAUUAUCUGACAGGAAGAGCAGAGUGAAGAAGCUUGAGCAUGACAAUGAUAAACUAAGCCGUGCUCUUGAGCAGAGCAUGACCAGAUUGAAUAGGAUGUCAUUGGAUUCAGACAAUUAUGUUGACAGGCGAAUUGUGAUCAAGUUAUUGGUGACUUACUUCCAGCGAAACAACAGCAAAGAGGUUCUGGAUCUUUUGGCCCGCAUGCUUGGAUUUUCUGAUGAAGAGAAGCAAAUAAUAGGGAUUGCUCAACAAGGAUCAGGUAAAGGCGUUAUUCGGGGGGUCUUGGGUCUCCCUGGCAGAUUAGUAGGAGGCAUCUUUGGCGGAGGCUCAACCACUUCUAAUAUGACUCCCAAUACUCAGAUCUGUGGGUUGAUUUUCUUCUUAAAGAGACUGAAGAAAGAGAGAGAAGGGAGGCAGCUGAAGAAUACAAGGGAGAUGAACAAGGUGAGGAUGUUUCUGCUACCAUGGAACAUAGACCAAAUACUUCCGCUACGUCCUUAUCUUCAUUACAAAUAGAUCCUCCGGAACACUCGGAUUCAGAGUUCUCAACUGUACCUCUCACCUCUCCUGCCACAUUUUCUAGACUGCCAAGCCAUUGACCAAAAUUUUUAUGUUUUCUUUUCUCUUUUUUGGAUCGACAUAGUAAUAUGCAAGUCUUUUUUGUUCUACUUUCCUUCUGAAUGAGAACCAUGCCACUGUGUUGGUGGGUAAGUUCU
Messenger RNA from Ipomoea nil (Japanese morning glory), 2384 nucleotides. Its product is annotated as golgin candidate 4-like. Gene Ontology annotation, molecular function: small GTPase binding. Gene Ontology annotation, cellular component: Golgi apparatus. The record is from RefSeq and is a predicted model, not a curated record. The transcript has 14 exons. Gene Ontology annotation, biological process: Golgi organization; endoplasmic reticulum to Golgi vesicle-mediated transport. Bases 154 to 2184 code for a protein of 676 amino acids. Lineage: Eukaryota; Viridiplantae; Streptophyta; Magnoliopsida; Solanales; Convolvulaceae.